UUUGGAUUGAAUAGUAUGUGUAGAUCAGAUGCCUCUACUUCAAGGACUCCUGUUGACCAGUACAGAAAACAAAUAGGGAAACAAGAUUAUAAGAAAACSAGGCCAAUGUUAAGAGCAACAAGAUUAAAAGCAGAGGCCAAGAAAACUGCACUAGGCGUAAAGGAAGUUGCCCUUGUCCUUGUAGCUAUAUUGAUAUUUUUGUUGGCUUUCUAUGCUUUCUUUUAUCUUAACAUUUCCAAUGAAGUUGACCUUGAUCUGGAUCCAGAUGAAAACUAGCAGAUGCAAUGAAUCUAUCAUCAAGAUUCCUUCGGCUGGAACAAGACUACAUAGGAACACAUAGUCCCUUCACUGUGAGACAACAAAUGAUGCCAUUUCUUGCGGUCCAAAUCCAUAAGAAAAGUCUGCAAUAUGUCAGUCACUCUCACAUUACAGCUCCUCAAAAUGUGGGAAGAACGUUUGCACCUCGCCAGCACAUUUGGUUAACACCGAAGCCAGGAGCUGCGGAAUGAUACGUGAAGUUUAGUGUUUACAUUAUUUUUUCCUCAGGCAGAGAAACUUUGAUGUCAAAAGCCAGGUGCUAUUGCGAUAAUGGGUAUUGAUGCAGACUUCACAGGAGAAGAGGCUGCCUUGACUAGAUUGAGGAAUCAAAGCUUCCUAAUAGGCAAAUUAAGUUCCUUUUCCGUUCCCUAAGAAAGCCGAAAUAACGAAUAAAAUGSCUUUUCUUCAUUUGUAUUGAAAGUAUAUCAAAAAAACACUUGUUCUCUUUCUCCCUUUUUAUCUUUCRUGUACAUGUGUGCACACAUGCGUGCGUGCACAAAGAUAGAAGAAAUCAUAGGGAAAAAAAACUAUCCUUUUAGAGGCAGUCUGUCACCUCCUAUAUGGACUUAAUUUUAUGUCAUCCCGGAUUCUGUGUGCCCAUAUAUCUACAGUAAUCUUUUUCAUUCUUUUGCCAACUGUUCGGCACACAUGUGUUCUGUCAGAAAUGGCACCUGGAUGACAGAAGCUCUAACAUUCGCAUAUGCCUCGGAAACACAGUUCUUUGCCUCCUGUGCUGUCUGAACUAGUGUAAAUAGAAAGUUCAGUCACUGUUGAUUUUAAUUAGUGUAUUGCUCGAUUAUUAAUCUAAAGUUGAAGUUGUAUUUUAAUUACGCUCUUCCUGCUAGUUGUGGUAUCAACUUGCUCUACCUGUUAAGGGCAUGUUGUAAAAAUUUGCUUUCCCGUUAUAUAAUCAUUUUUAUCAUUAAAUUAAUGUGUGAAGCUGUAACUACUGAGAAGCCUUUUUCUGUGAAUGCUUCUAAUGACUGGAAGCUCAAUGAUGACUUUUAGUUCUUGCAAAGUACCUUUCAGAAUAUGCAGCACAGAUAACAUUUCUGAUCCCUCUGCUAGAGAACCACAAGCAACUUGAAAAAGUAAAUAUGUUAAAGCAGCUGCAGGGAGCUGCAAAAUUCAGGCUAUGUUCCCUUCUGAUGUUGCUUUUYCAUAUUUCUGGACUUGUGAUAGUAAAGGCUCUGUUUUGUUCAUUUUAGAAACGUAGUCAGUCUUUCUCCAGUUCUGAUUUCUGUGAUCUUGACUGAGUCAUUGGUGCUGAGUGUGACAAGAGACUGGCCCAGAUUUUCUUCAAAAAAAGUUAUCAAAAUUCUGAAAUUCUAUUAGCAAAUGAGCCUUGAGGCAUCUUUGACAUCAUUUUCAGGUGUGAUUGAAACAGAAGAUUAUAUUUACUCCCAGCAAAAUCAUUUACUGAAUUGUUUAAGAAAUGCAAGAUUUCUUACUUAGAUUUCAUAUAGUGAUUUUGCUACCAAAUCAUAGCAAAGAUUUUAAUGUAAAAACCAUAUUUAUUUAAAAUUGACACAGUCCCAUUAUCACCACUUAACGAAYUUAGAUCAAUGCAGUUUAUUUUUAAAUCAUAUAGUAAACAUAAAUGUAUACAUUAUGAGUCUCUGGGGAUGCACUGUUUAUUGGUCGUAAUCCUCGUUCAGCUUAUAUAAUGCAAAAAAACUCCUCUAGAAAUUUGGAGUGCAACAGUCUUCCAAGAAGAAGAUGAGAGAGAUAUAUACGCAUAUAUGUGCCUAUAUUUCUCAUUUUUUUAAUUAUGACUAUUACAGGCACAAAAUCCUAACAUUUAUACAGUUGUAUGACUUAUAGUCCUCUAAUACUCAUAUGCACGACCAAAUGCUUAGCAACAUAUUGCAUUUAUAGUGAAGCAUUUCCUGACACGUGGCCUGCCUUUCAGUGGAGAGGAAAGCAUCUCGCAAGCUGUCUUCCUGGAUGUGACAUGCCUUUCACUUCACCAGUGCCACACCACAUGUCACAAAAGCUGCAGGCCUCUCCUUUUACUUUGCAGGAGCAGCUUCCUUUUUCCAUGAAGUGUGGGAAGGAUUGCCUUGGUAAUGUGUGCAUGCUGCGCUGGGGAUGAAAUGUGGUGUGAGAAGGAUGUGCUGUUACCCCCUGACCACAGGCUCUCUCAUAACCUGCAUUCUGGUUCUCUUUCAUUAAGAAGUGGGCUGUUCUUGGUACUAAAUGAAGACAUGAAGUUACUGCUUACUACAUGCACAUACCAUUUUCUAAAUAUUGUGACUCAUAGACAAAAUCCAAGCCAUGUAUAUAAGUGAAUGCAGUAUCUUUGCUGGUUUGUGGCUCAUCGGUGCAUACUGUGCUUGAGUGCUACYACUGGCUUCGUUUAGGUUGUGCUUUUUAUUUAUAAAAGAUUUCCAUAUGUACCCAGAAGCUUUUCUUUUGCCUAGCUAAACUGGGCAGACUUCACAUUCCAUGUACAUAGUAAUAUGUGGCAACGCUUGCAGUGAAUACACACUUUCUCUUGGUAGUAUGCUAGUUUUAUUGGGACUGUGUCAAUAGUUUUGUAAUGAUAAAACCCUCCACAUUUCAUCAAACUGCAUCGUUGUUUUUCUAAAAGACAUAAGUACAACAAUGUUAUAACAAGGUCGGAUUCUGAGUUUACUCACAUUUAUCUUACUGUGAUUCCACUGAGUUCAAUGAAAUUACUCCUGAUUUACUCUAAGGGGAAAUCAGAAUCCAGUCUGCAGUUAUUUCUACUUUAAGGAAGACUGCGGUGUCCAUUCCUGCCAUUUGAAAGUGGAAACUGGUUUUAAUCUUGCAAACAUAUUGCUGCUUUUGCCCUUAUUUAUAUCUGAGAUUGAAAUAUGCCUCUUGACUUUUAGAACAUUUUUAUCUAUGUGAGUUGCUCAGUAUCUGUUUUAAUAAUAAAUGGWUUUCUACUAUUUUUGUGCUUUUAUUAAUGUGGGAUAUGUCACAGUGAAUUAUAUGUGCAUUUGGAAGAACAUUAAAACAAUCCAGACAGCAUGAUAUUCAAGUUUAGCAGUGAUACUUAAGUUUUUAUACUAUUUGGACUAAUCUAGACAAUUCUAAGCCCUAGGCUCAUAUUAAAGCUGAGUGUAGUCUAUGAAUACUUUAAAGACAAUAAAGAGAACUUCUCUUGGCRUCCUAUUCAAUACCAAUGCAGAGCUGCUUUGCAGAGAAGGUUGUUCCCUGUAGCUCCCAACAACUUCAGGAGAAUUGGCUUUCAAGGAAGGAUUGCUCAUCAAGUCAUUUAUGCAGCAGCCCUGACUUAACUAGGCAACGUUUUUCAAGCACAUUCACCUCUGAGGACAGAGGAUACUGCACUGCUUUUCCCUYGCUCAUGGAGUAAAGUGAAUUCCUUCGUGGCAGGAGGUUGCCUGUACCAGAUCCUCUGUACCUUGCCCAGGAGGUGCCAGUACCAGAUCCUGUCACUACAGGCAAGAGCAAAUGCCUCUGGUUCUUCUGUUGCUCCCCUGGAAAGGAAGGAACAAUAGUUGUCCCAUAAGGAUUUUGCUCAGUAAAUCUCUUUUCUGUAGUUUUCCUUUUGAUAACGCAGAAACAGACCCACCAUAUCGACUAUCUCAGGACAAAAAUCUCAGUGCUUUUCUUAGCACUGCUCGUAAACGUUGUCAAGGAAAGGCUUUAACUCUAUUUCCAGUAGCCCAUAAAAUUUAGGAGACAUUUUAAGUGUUUCCUUGGUGGACCAUAGAGAAAUAUUUAUACUUUUGUUGAGGAAUGCUUUAAGUUCACUGUUGCAUGUCAUACAGACAUCAGAUGAUUUGGGUUAUGUCAAAGCCCCUUGCGUUCAUCUAAUCAACUGGAGCAGCAGCAACAAGCACACUGCAAGAUUAUGCAGCACCAUGUAACUGAGAACAUAUGCAACAUGAGCAAACUUCUCUGUUUGCUCAGGUUUUUAGUGUAAUCUAGAAUACUUGGCCUAACAAGUUGUGUUUGAAAACAAACAGCUUUUAAGCAAUCCUUUUCCCAUGAGGGCAGAGUGGAAGCCCUAUGAAAAAGCCAGUGCCAUCUCCAUGAAAAUUGCAGCCAUGCAAGAGGGUUAUCUGCUAACAUAGGGACAACUUUUGAAGGCUGCCCUUUCACAGAGGAAAACAUUGCUAGCAGCUGCCAGCAGAGCAAUGAUUCAUUUUUCUGUGGUAUAUAAUUGUACCUAUAGGGUACAAUUGAGUCCUUAUUGAUCAGAUGCAUUUAGGACGAUUCUCAGUAAAGGAUUGUAUUUGAAACAUAGACUAUGCAAUUUAGAGUGCCAACAAACAGGAUAUUGUGAAUCUUGAUCACAUUUCAAGUUUUAUGUACAGUAGCAUAAUAAUUAGUGGUGCUUAUGACUAAGAAAAUAACAAUAUGGCACAUCAAUAAGACAACAGCUUCUUAAAA
This is a messenger RNA of Nothoprocta perdicaria, 4707 nucleotides long. It is a transcript of the gene TRIQK, whose product is annotated as triple QxxK/R motif containing. Bases 16 to 276 code for a protein of 86 amino acids. NCBI's taxonomy places the organism in Eukaryota, Metazoa, Chordata, Aves, Tinamiformes, Tinamidae. The transcript is spliced from 3 exons. Gene Ontology annotation, cellular component: endoplasmic reticulum membrane. The record is from RefSeq and is a predicted model, not a curated record.